AUGGCGGUAGUGGCCCUCCUCUUCGGUGAUGGCGGCACGACACUGCUUGCCGUAACUUGGACGUGGACUACGAUAGCCACCAUUCUCUUCGUCUUGAGGACGUGGUACGCAUCACGAGAGCCAUCGAAGGAACAUGCCUCUUUUUUCGGCAUACGAUGGGACUAUGCAGCAGUGACAAUAGCCUAUGCUGCUGCGCUCGCUUCGGAGAUCACUACGACCGUUGGCUAUCGGAUGGCAUACUGGACCAAGCCAUUGUUAGAAAGCUUGAAGGAGGUCGUACCAACUAUCGUGCUUUCCAAUGUCGUGGCGUACGUCAGUAUGAUCUUUGGACGUUUCGCUAUUAUAGCGCUCUUGCUGUCCUUGCAGGGAACAGCUUACCGCCAAUGGCGAAUAUCGCUGUGGAUAGUCGGCGGUGCCCAGGCUAUGGUCCUAUUCUCGCAUAUUAUCAUCACCAUCUGCCAAUGCAAUCCUCCCCGGAAGCUCUGGGACCUAGAAGUUCCAGGAAACUGCCAUUUGCAAGUCUUCAGUCAGAAGUACGGUUAUGCUUCCGGUUCUGUAGGCGCAUUUGCCGACUUCUAUCUGGCCAUAUAUCCUGCCAUCUUCAUCAUUGGCCCAUUACUGAAGCUCCCUCCUUCACUCAGGGUCGGAGUCUGCAUCAUUCUUGGUGGAGGUCUGGUUGCCGGAAUCGCAGGCAUUGUGAAGAUGACAUGUAUCAACGAUGUCAAGCAACUGCAGAAAGACUAUGCAAGAUUCGUGAUGUGGCAAUUAACGGAAGCCUGGUUCAUCGUCAUCUUCGGAACUAUACCCACAGUGAAACCCUUCUUCUUGGCCAUGGGCAGAGGUCUCAAAUCUAUCGGCACUCGGCUCAUAAGCACAGGUGGGAAUUACAAGUCUUCCAAGCAACAUACACAGAGCGUGGCGAGUGGUACUGGCACUUCUGGAUCCAAGAUGGCACACAAGCCCACUCUUCCCAGGAGUACGAGUGAGGUGGCGUUGACUGAUCUUUCGGUGAUGGGGAAAAUGGAAAGAGAUUCUUUGGAUGAUGAACGUAAUGGGCAAUGGCAUGAUGCGGAAAAUGGCCAUGCGAGCCAGAGAAGGUGGUGAACUUAGACCAAAUACCCAUGAUGAUGCUAAUGUAUAUGACUCCGGCGCGGCUUGUGCGAUGCUGAGCUGGAUAAUGAGGAGUGAACGAUUCAUGAGGAUUAGAGAAGCAUGGCUUCGUUCGCGCUGGACUUUUACGCUGAAAAGACCAAAAUCUGCUGGUAAGCUAUGCGUGGUGAAUACAUCGAGUACUGAAUCAACACAGAAGUUUGCAAGUACACAGACCACAAGUUCCCAAAUGACGCAUAAGCUCAAGAACUGGUGGUCAAUGCUUUCUGCAUAUGCUCGCGCAAUUGAAGCGAGGUUAGAUUAACUUCAAACUCGAAGUCCAAGCUUCUCUUAAACACAUUCGAGCCG
This is a messenger RNA of Pseudocercospora fijiensis CIRAD86, 1458 nucleotides long. RefSeq lists its product as uncharacterized. The record is from RefSeq and is a predicted model, not a curated record. Bases 1 to 1104 code for a protein of 367 amino acids. The transcript has 5 exons. Lineage: Eukaryota; Fungi; Ascomycota; Dothideomycetes; Mycosphaerellales; Mycosphaerellaceae.